Messenger RNA from Bombina bombina (fire-bellied toad), 672 nucleotides. It is a transcript of the gene ZNHIT1, whose product is annotated as zinc finger HIT-type containing 1. Lineage: Eukaryota; Metazoa; Chordata; Amphibia; Anura; Bombinatoridae. Gene Ontology annotation, molecular function: nucleosome binding. Gene Ontology annotation, cellular component: Swr1 complex. The coding region runs from base 100 to 561 and encodes 153 amino acids. Gene Ontology annotation, biological process: chromatin remodeling. The transcript is spliced from 5 exons. The record is from RefSeq and is a predicted model, not a curated record.
GUAGUUUAGCCGCAUAAAAAAAACUAGGCCUUUCCAGCCCCUAGCUGUGGAACGCAUGCGCAUUGUUUUCGCACGUAGAGGGUAAAACCUACAUGCGACAUGCAGGAGAAAAAGAUUUCAGUCCGCUCUAAUGAUCCUGGUCAUCGCCGGAUCUUGGAUUCCGCCACCCGCCAGCGGCGCCUGAAUCGUCAGCUUGAAGCAUUGGAAAAAGAUAAUUUUCAAGAUGAUCCACAUUCUAAUCUCCCACAGCUCAAACGUUUACCUCAGUUUGAUGAUGAUGUUGAAACUGGAAAGAAAAAAAAGAAAACUCGAGGAGAUCAUUUCAAGCUGCGGUUUCGUAAAAAUUUUCAAUCUUUGCUGGAAGAACAGAAUUUAAGUACCAGUGAAGGGCCCAACUACCUUACAGCAUGCGCCCUUCCAUCUAAUCUGCCUCAACGUCACUUUUGCUCUGUGUGUGGUUUGCCAUCCAACUAUUCAUGCGUAUCCUGUGGCGCAAGAUACUGUAGCGUGAAAUGCUUGGGAACGCAUCAAGAAACCAGGUGCCUGAAAUGGACAGUGUAAAAUCCCAGCUACUGUGAAGGAACUACGUGCGUUACAAUCUUCUUUAUAUUAGUGUCUUAUGUACAUAUAUGUAUAUUGGCUUAUUGAUUAUACUUGGCCUGGUUGCUUAAA